Parnassius apollo (apollo) is the source of this 216-nucleotide messenger RNA. NCBI's taxonomy places the organism in Eukaryota, Metazoa, Arthropoda, Insecta, Lepidoptera, Papilionidae. The record is from the annotation of a GenBank genome assembly.
AUGGCCAUAAAAAGAGUUACAAAAAGACGUCAUUUCUUGAAAAAACUUGCCAUAGAUCUGAUCACCCCACAAAUGGAAGAACGAUUAACAUGGCGCUCUUUGCCCAUGAAUCUUCAAGUUCUCUUAGGUGGAAUCUUGCAAAAGAAGCGGCCAUUGCAAGAACCAAGUUCUGAUCCCACUGCUAAAAAAAAGAUGUGCAAUGUGCCCAAGGGGUAA